CAUUGCAAAUCCUUCAUAACAGAGGAAGCCAUCACUGUCACAAAUCUGUUUCAAGUGGGUCAAAGAAGGAAAAAUUGUGAAUGGUUUCAGAAGCCUUUGAUGACCAUGGAAAAAGAUGCCCAUCAUUAUUCAUUUAUAUACAAAGCUCAAUUCAAGUAGCAAUAUGAAAACAGAGUCCACUCCAAAAUCCAUUUUUAUGAUUAAAUUUGUUGUAAAAUCAAAACCAAUUCAUUUGGGUUUCAGAGAUUUGGAUGAUUAACUUCGCUUCAUAGAGUCUGAAAGGUAGACGGCACCAUUAUGGGAAGCAUAAGUAAAUCAUCAAAGAAUUUUGGCUUUACCAUAAUUCUUUACUUGUAUUCUACUUUUUCCAUGUUAACAAUAACCUCCUAUGCAGUAGAAUUGAACACCAUAAAUGCAACUCAUUCUCUUACAGAUGGGCAAACCAUGGUCUCUUCAGACGGAACAUUCGAACUGGGAUUUUUCAACCCCUCGGGCGGUAUUUCAAGGAAUCGAUACUUGGGAGUAUGGUACAAGAAAAUAUCUGUUCGGACUGUGGUAUGGGUUGCCAACAGAGACACUCCACUUACUGAUACCUUAGGAGGAGGAGUCUUAAAGCUCACAGACGGAGGAAUUCUCGUGCUUGUCAAUGGUACAAACAGCAUCAUCUGGUCUUCUUCAAAUUCAUCCUCAAAUAACAACGCAGUGAAUUCAGCUCCAGUUGCACAGCUUUUGGAUUCGGGUAAUCUUGUUGUCAAAGAUGCAAAUGAUGAGAAUUUCCUGUGGCAGAGUUUUGAUUAUCCUGGAGACACUUUGUUGCCGGGCAUGAAGCUGGGAAAGAACCUAGUAACUGGAAUUGAUAGGCGUCUAUGGUCAUGGAAGACCAGUGAUGACCCUUCUAAAGGAAACUAUUCUUCUGGAUUUGAUCUUCGUGGAUUCCCACAAUUAGUCCUCCUGAAAGGUACGGUUGAGGUUUACCGCUCUGGACCAUGGAAUGGUCUCCGCUUUAGUGGCUCGGUGGGUUUAAAACCAAACAGCAUCUUCACAUACCAUUUUGUUUUUGAUCAGCAGGAAGUGUAUUAUGAAUAUGAGCUUAUUAAUAUCUCAGUUCUCUCACGGCGGGUUUUGAACCAGAAUGGAAUUGUACAGCGCUUGACAUGGAAUUAUAAAACACAGGAUUGGACAGUUUAUACUAAUACACCAGCAGAUAACUGUGAUUUUUAUGGGCUGUGUCAGGCCUAUGGUAUCUGCAGCAUUGCUAACUCCCCGGUGUGUGGGUGUCUUGAUAAAUUUGUUCCAAGGUACCCAAAAGAUUGGGACACAGCAGAUUGGUCAGGUGGGUGUGUUCGAAGAACAGCCUUGGAUUGCCACAAUGAAUCAUCAAAUGGAUUUAUCAAGUAUUCCGGUGUUAAAUUGCCUGACACGCGGAAUUCCUGGUUUAAUAGGACCAUGACCCUCAAGGAAUGCGAGACGGUAUGCUCAAAAAACUGUUCUUGUAUGGCUUUUGCAAAUAUAGACGUAACAGCAGGAGGAAGUGGCUGCUUGCUCUGGUUUGAUGCCUUGAUUGAUAUUAGGGACCUCGGAGAAAUUGGACAAGAUCUUUACAUACGAAUGGCCUUCUCUGAGUUAGUAGAAACACAUAGCAGCUCCAGAUUGAAGAGUAUAAUCAUUCCUAUAUUACUUGCAGCAGUGGUACUCCUAGGCCUGUUCUUUCUCUUGUAUUUCUUAAGGCGGAGGAAGCUGAAGAGACUAGAACUAGUGAAACUCAAUCAAGAUUUACAGUUGCCAUUAUUUGACUUUGAGACAAUAGCUAAUGCCACAAGUAACUUUUUGAUCGACAAUAAGCUUGGAGAGGGCGGCUUUGGACCUGUCUACAAGGGUGUGUUAGAAGAGGGACAAGAAAUAGCUGUGAAGAGGCUUUCAAGGAAUUCAAGACAAGGACUCGAUGAGUUCAAGAAUGAAGUUCUAUGUAUUUCCAAACUUCAGCACCGAAACCUCGUGAAGCUUCUAGGUUGUUGCAUUCAAGAUGACGAAAGGAUGUUGAUCUACGAAUACUUGCCCAACAAAAGCUUGGAUUACUUCAUUUUCGAUAAAGAAAAAAGCAUAUUACUGGAUUGGCCUAAGCGCUACAACAAUAUCAAGGGGAUUGCUCGGGGAGUUCUCUACCUUCAUCAAGAUUCCAGACUGAGAAUUAUCCAUAGAGAUCUCAAGGCUAGUAAUAUUUUACUUGAUAACAACAUGAACCCCAAAAUUUCAGACUUCGGCAUGGCUAGAAGUUUUGGCGGUGAUGAAAUGGAAGCAAAUACAAAUAGAGUGGUUGGAACACACGGUUACAUGUUCCCUGAGUAUGUAAUGAAUGGAUUCUUCUCGGUAAAAUCUGAUGUGUAUAGCUUUGGUGUAUUGGUGCUUGAGAUAGUUAGUGGGAGCAAAAACAGAGGAUUUUCUCAUCCAGAUCACAGCCUCAACCUCCUAGGACAUGCAUGGACACUUUAUAAAGAAGGCAAACCUUUGGAUCUGAUUGAUGCAUCGGUAGUGCACUCGUGUAAUCUUACUCAAGCAUUUAGAUCAAUCCAUAUCGGUCUAUUAUGCGUGCAACAAAGUCCAGAGGACAGGCCAAACAUGCCAUCUGUGGUUAUGAUGUUAGAUAGUGAUAUUGCUUUGCCUCAACCGAAAGAGCCCGGGUUUUACACUGGAAGAAAGUUUGCUGAAGUAGAUUCAUCAUCAAACAAGCCAAAAUUGUGUUCAUCCAAUCAAUUAACUGUAACAAUUUUGGCCCCUCGCUAGAAGAUGUUUCAUGUAAAUAUUUUGAUCCUCCACGGCUCCACACCUGGCAAAAACUUUUGUAUAAGCCACUUUAACAACAGAAAAAAAGAAGAAAGGAAAAUGAAAGUUAUUUCUGAUGUAGAAAUAAUU
Molecule: messenger RNA, 2910 nt
Organism: Cornus florida
Lineage: Eukaryota; Viridiplantae; Streptophyta; Magnoliopsida; Cornales; Cornaceae
Product: G-type lectin S-receptor-like serine/threonine-protein kinase At4g27290
Exons: 7
Coding region: 298-2781 (827 amino acids)
Biological process (GO): recognition of pollen; protein phosphorylation
Molecular function (GO): ATP binding; protein serine/threonine kinase activity
Source: RefSeq, a predicted model, not a curated record